GUGGGUUUGCAGAUAUUUGAACCUAACACUACUUGACUCAAAUUUUGAUUCUUGGCCUUCUCACCAGGUGUCUCUGAUCUUUUGACUUUUCCUUCUUUCCAACCCUACUCUCCGAGAAGCGCGCACAAAUCCCGGCGCGUUUCCCCCAACUUCAAACCGCAAUCAUGGCUCCCAAAAACAAAGCCCAGAAGAUGUCUAUGAGCACCUUCUUGGCCGAUGAAAGCCUUGGCUCUUGGGCUGAUGAGAUGGAGGAUAUGCCCCUUCCUUCCACCCAGCCUUUGACUUCCACCUUCAGCCGUCGCCCCGCGGGUGAUUUGGCAUUUGGCUCUGGCCCCACUGGCGGUUUCGAGCGCGAGCGUGGUGGAUAUGCCGUCCGGGAGCCUCUUGAUCUCCCUACCCAGCCCCCCUACACUUGCCACGUUGGCAACCUUUCCUUCGAAUCAACCGAUGCCGACAUCUCCGAGUUUUUCUCUGGAUGUGGUGUGACGAACGUCCGUCUCGUGGAAGACAAGUUGACAAAGGCCCCCAAGGGUUUCGGAUACGUCGAGUUCGAGACCGUCGAGGGUCUGCAGAAGGCUCUGGAUCUCUCUGGCUCAUCUUUCCAGGGACGUUCCAUCCGUACCAGUGUUGCGGAGCCUCCCAAGGAAUCUCGCCUGGAGGGCAAGGAUCUUGACUGGUCCCGGCGUGGCCCCCUCCCCGAACUUCCCCAACGCCGUGCGCCUGAGCGCUCCAGCUUCGGACGUGGCAUGGAUGCCGGCUCCGAUGCGGGCAGUGACCGCGGUGGCCGCCGCAGCAACUUUGAGUCCGACGGAAAGCCCCGUGACUUCAACAACUGGGAGCGCAAGGGACCCCUUUCACCCUCUGCCGGUGGCCCGCCCCGCGAGGGUGGCCGAGAGCACAGCAACGACGGACCCGGUUCCAGCUUCCGGAGAACCGAGGCCGCAUGGGGUGAGGGACGUUCCCAGGACGAGGGCUCGCGCCCUCCCCGCCCCGAGCACGUUCGCCCCGAGCCUACACCUACUGCUGCCGAUAUGGACAACCAGUGGCGCGCCAGAAUGCGCCCUGACGAAACCCCCAAAGAGCCCAUCACUCCCGCCUCCCCCUCUGCCACGCCUGCCGUUCCUGCUGCCCCUGCCAGCCGUCCCAAGCUGAACCUGACGAAGCGCACUGUCGCAGAGAACCCCACCCCCACCUCAGCCAGCAGCGACUCCAAGGCCAGCCCCUUCGGUGCCGCUCGCCCCAUUGACACCGCUACUCGCGAGCGUCAGGUUGAGGAGAGACGUCAGCUUGCUAUCCGCCAAAAGCAGGAAGCUGCCGAUAAGGCCAAGGCUGAGAAGGCUGAAAAGUUUGCCGAGAAGCAAAAGCAGGCUAAGGAGGCAGCCCCUGCCGUGGACCACAACGGCAAGGAUGUCCUUGAGAUCCCCAAGGGUGGUGGCAACUUUGAGAUCCUCCAACGGGCCGGUGAUGAUGGCGAGUUGACCGCUGAAAAGGAGACCGAGGAGACGGCACCUGCCGCUCCGGCCGAGGCCAAGAAGGCGUCUGCUAACGGCUGGAGAGCCCCGGCCGCUGAGGCCGGUGCUAGUGCUGGCGGUGACGACGAGGGAUGGAGCACGGUCAGUGUUAACAAGCGCAACAACCGCCGUGGACAGACUGGUCGUGGAUUCGCAUAAACGUAUCGAUACCCCAAAGCAACGGCCCGUUUUUUUUGCCCUGAGCCUUGGAUUCACCGGUACGCAGGUUGGGUUAAUUCUGGACGAGGUUCAUUCCGGUCUUGGUGCGCUGCUCGGUCGAGUUACCUUGAGCGGUGCAUCGGGAUUGGUUUGUCACUCAUAAUUACCACCUGCUUCCGCCAUUCCUCAGAGCCGGACGUAGAUUGCUUUUUCUGAUUGAGCUUUAUUCUCCUUUCCACUUCCUUUACUCUUUUGCCCUUUGGUUUCAUGAUCUCUUUUCCUUUUUCGUGGGCUAGAUUUUCCGAUAUACAUCUAGUCCUCGCUUCGAUGAUCUGGCAGUCCGAAAAGUUUCAUUUUAUGUCUUGUUCGCUAUCUAGCUAUUAUUCCCAUGCGUGACUCAAAGUGAUCUGCACAUGACCAUUACAGCCGAUGCGAAAUGAAUACUACAUGUUCCAUUUUAUUUUAUUUUUCCUCUUUGA
Molecule: messenger RNA, 2149 nt
Organism: Penicillium samsonianum
Lineage: Eukaryota; Fungi; Ascomycota; Eurotiomycetes; Eurotiales; Aspergillaceae
Product: translation initiation factor 4B
Exons: 7
Coding region: 165-1670 (501 amino acids)
Molecular function (GO): RNA binding
Source: RefSeq, a predicted model, not a curated record